Molecule: messenger RNA, 1085 nt
Organism: Anolis sagrei ordinatus
Lineage: Eukaryota; Metazoa; Chordata; Lepidosauria; Squamata; Anolidae
Gene: ERP27
Product: endoplasmic reticulum protein 27
Biological process (GO): protein folding; response to endoplasmic reticulum stress
Cellular component (GO): endoplasmic reticulum
Molecular function (GO): protein disulfide isomerase activity
Source: RefSeq, a predicted model, not a curated record
CCGACUGAGCAGAGGCAGUUAAAAGUUGCCUGUCUACAAAACUCAAAACCCGAAACAAGGCAAGAAAAAAAAUCAGAAUUCGGAAAAUGAGAGGUUCCAUCUUGUGGGGUUUUGCUGCAUUCCUCCUUAAAUUUAUGUUCUUUGUUGGAUAUGCUGAGGAGGUUCCUACGUCAGAAGGCACCGUCAAAGAUACAAGGAAACCGGUUCUUCUGGAGGAUGUUGCAGCCAUUGAAGCGUUUAUCAAUGCUGCUGAAGUGGUGGUGGUUGGAUUCUUUAAGGAUUUGGAGCGACCAGAAGUUUCGGAAUUCCUCAUCAUGGUGCAAAAUAUACCAGAAGUGCCAUUUGCCAUCUCCAACAGCUCUCAAGUGCUUUCUCAUUACAAUGUCACCAGAAAUACCAUCUCCCUCUUCCGCGAGGUGGAUAACAAAAGGCAAGAUGUGGAAAUCGAAGAUAUUAAAGGACUUGAUGCUGACAAGCUGAGUCGCUUUGUCCGGGCCAAUGAACUCCGUUGGGUGACCGAGUACAACCCUAUGACGGCCGUUGGUCUCUUUGAGAGUGUUGUUGAGACUCAUCUUCUCUUGCUCACUAACAAGUCAUCCCCAAUGCACACCGAGAUGAUGAACAAGUACCGUGAAGCAGCCAAACUCUUUCAAGGGAAGCUACUUUUUAUCUUGGUGGACAUCCUGGCAAAGGGCAAUGACCAGGUUAUGUCUUAUUUCCACUUGAAGAAGUCCCAGCUGCCUGCGCUGGCUGCGUAUCAUACUCCAGAUGAGGAGCAGGAAGUGCUGUCCUUGGAUGACAUCUCGGUGGAGAUUAUAAAAGAGUUCUGUGAUGGCUUCUUACAGAAAUUGCAAGCAAAAGAAAAGCUUAAGACGGAGGAUAAUGUCCUGAAAGAGGAGCUCUGAUUCCUUUCCAAUUUGAACAACAGCAUGUGUCCUCUGCAGUUCUAUACUUAAACUUGUUUUUGAUGGGAAAAUAAUCAACUGCAAUUCAAGAGCCCGGUGAUCUUGACAACUUGAAAAACAUCUCAGGCUAUGCCAACUGAAUGGAUAUACUUGUCAUAAAUCUUUCUGUUAAAUAUCCUA